UUAGUCGUUUGUUUAGUCUUUCUUUGCUUCCGUCAUGUCCGAGACCGCACCGCCCGUUCCAGCUGCUUCCACUCCCCCCGAGAAGCCUUCAGCUGGCAGGAAAGCGAAGAAGCCUGUGAAGGCUGCAGCAGGCGCCAAGAAGAAAUCCGCGGGUCCUUCAGUCUCGGAGCUGAUUGUACAGGCCGUUUCUUCUUCUAAGGAGCGCAGCGGCGUGUCCUUGGCUGCGCUCAAGAAGGCGCUGGCGGCCGCCGGCUACGACGUAGAGAAGAACAACAGCCGUAUCAAGCUGGGCCUUAGGAGCCUGGUGAGCAAAGGCACUCUGGUGCAGACCAAGGGCACCGGCGCCUCGGGGUCUUUCAAGCUCAACAAGAGAAUAGCCUCGGUGGAUAGCAAGCCCAGCGCCACAAAGGUGACAGCGAAAGCGAAGGUAACAAGUUCUUCUAAGAAGCCCAAGAAGGCCGCCGGGGCGGCUGCUGGCAAAAAAGGUGUCAAGACUCCGAAGAAGGCUAAAAAGCCUGCGGCGACAAAGAAGUCCUCCAAGAGUCCCAAGAAGUCCAGGGUUGUGAAGCCUAAGAAAAUAGGUAAGAGUCCUGCUAAAGCCAAGGCUGUGAAACCCAAAGCGGCCAAAGCGAAGGUGACCAAGCCAAAGACUGCCGCCAAGCCCAAGAAGGCAGCACCGAAGAAAAAGUAAAAGUCCCACUUGCAAGCUGCUUCCAAUAACCCA
Molecule: messenger RNA, 724 nt
Organism: Balaenoptera musculus (blue whale)
Lineage: Eukaryota; Metazoa; Chordata; Mammalia; Artiodactyla; Balaenopteridae
Gene: H1-1
Product: H1.1 linker histone, cluster member
Exons: 1
Coding region: 35-691 (218 amino acids)
Biological process (GO): chromosome condensation; nucleosome assembly; negative regulation of DNA recombination
Cellular component (GO): nucleus; nucleosome
Molecular function (GO): structural constituent of chromatin; double-stranded DNA binding; nucleosomal DNA binding
Source: RefSeq, a predicted model, not a curated record